AUGCGGCAUCAGCUCUGUGGGGUGGCAUCCAAGCGUCAUUGCAGGACGCUCGAGCUUCUGACGAGGCACCGCGAGGGGCAACCUGUCCUAGACCGUGGUAUUUCUGGAAAACCUCCCUGUGGUUAUGAGCUGCGAUGCGCGCCGAUAAAUAGUAUGCGAGCAGUGCUUCCUGGAAAGCCACGGGCCAAGCUCCAAGCUGUCUGCACGGGCUGCUGGGACAGUAGACGGCUCAUAGCAUACAUUACAGGAAAUGCCUUUGUGGUACUCACAGGACCGGACUCGAUCCUGCAAACGAUAUACGACGAUGACGAUGCCCAGCUCGAGGCCAUUGCGAUUGACGAGGCGUCUGGAAAGAUAGCAACGUGUGCUGGGUCGAAUGUUCGGAUUUACAAACCAUAUGGUCAAGGAGAGGAUGCUCUGAAGUGGUCACUGCAACAUAGCUUUUCUACAGAGAAACCCGCGGAUGAUUUAGUAAUAACACUGUCUUGGGGACUAGCGGAGGAGCUGCUGGUGGGAGGGUCAUGGCUUUCUCUAUACUCAACGACGGACGAACCUGAAUGCGUAUGGAAGAAAGAGCUAGCCAACCCUGUGAAGUUCGCCAACUUUUCCUACGACUCUGCAUACAUAGCUUCGAAUGGGAAGUAUGACAGGCUUGUGAAGAUAUGGAGGAGGUUAUCCUUUGGCUCGGACGAUACAAGAUUCGACUUCAGCUACCUCCCGCAUCCCGCUACUGUUACGGCCAUACACUGGCGGAGGCCCUACCACGUAGACCAGACGAUCGACAAUGUGCUAUAUACAAUCUGCGCGGACAAUGUUUUAAGGAUAUGGGCGGCUACGGAUCCUCAUGGUCUGCAAUUGCUGCAGCUCUGGGCCCAAAUUGACUUGAAGGAGUCCAUAGCGCCUCGAGGUCUGGCACCAGCAGAUAACUCGGAUAUACGCUUUGCUUUUAUGAUUGAUGGACGGGACUUUAUGCUUGCUACUGAACAUGCUGUCCAAGCAAGAGGGGCAGAUAAAGAGGACCACGCCCUGUCACAUUUGGUCGAGGUUGCCAAUCGAAGCCCGGAAAUAUGUGUUGUCCUAGAUGGGCAGGGGAAUAUGUCUGCAUGGGGGCUGGAGAAUGUAGGAUGCAAGGCACGGCAGACGACAAACAUCUUCAAUGUAGCCCAUGUCGAUGGUUUGAAUCUUGGCCUGCCGAUGGAUCUAGCAGGCGACUCGAGCUAUAUUCAGUUUUGCAACUACUGCAAUUCAGCUAGUGGGGGUCUUAAUGUUCUGGUCCAUCAUUUUGAUGGGAAAAUUGAGGUCUUCGAGAGCAACGUGGCCGAUUUAUUUGAUCCUUCUCCGAGAUCAAACCGGUUCGUGUCUAAAGCCAUGUGGACGGGCCAUGCUUCUGCCAUGAGGAAAAUCGUCAGAAGCGUCAGUGGACGGGCAGUUGUUACUCGGACCGAUGGUAAUGAAGGCAUUGUAUGGAAACACAAGGAUCUCAAAGGAGGAACUUCUGUUUUGCGCCAAAGCAUCAUCUCGGAAAAGGAGUAUAUUCAUAGAAUAUGCGUUUUGAGAAAGGGUAAUUUCGUUAUCUACCUGCACCGCGACAGAGUUGCACUCUGGGAUACGAGGUCGUUUGAGGCGAAUCUACUUGCUAGUUGCGAUUUUUCUGUUGAAGGGAAGACUCUUUGCAUUCUCGUACUCCCAGAGUUGAAGCAAGAAGGCCUUAUUGCUCAUAUUGCUACCAUUACGUCCAAAAUGAAAGGCAUUGUUUGGGAAGUCCGAUUGCCCCAAAUGCGGGGGAGUAUUGCUGGAACGAAUGGCUACCAUGAAGCUUCUAUCUCAGAAUUUUGUCGAUUUGACCUUGGCGAGUCGGAUGAUCUAUCAUACGUCCUUCCAGUUGAUCCUGCGGGCUCCCCUCCCGUCAUUUCAGGGUUCCUAGACACCUUUGCAAGGGACAUUGCUAUCUCAUAUACACAUUCUGGACUGCUACGCUCCUGGACAGCGAAAUUAGACCCAGUCAAUAACAAAUUCGAUUGGCUGGAAACCUGCUCGGUUGCGACAGGAAUAUCCGAACCAGCACUUGCCAGUGGUAGCUCCAUACGGAAAGCUGCUCUGGUGAACUCUACCAGAUCUGAGUUGACUAUUUGGGACGUCCGAGGAGCUCAACUCGAAUAUUCUCAAGACUAUGAAUCCCAAGAUACUAUCCGGGAUCUGGAUUGGACGUCAACCCCAGACGAUCAAUCCAUUCUCGCGGUGGGGUUUCAAUUUAGGGUUCUCCUACUUGCUCAGAUGCGUUUUGAUUAUUUGAACAAAGGCCCAGCUUGGGCCGCAAUACGAGAGUUCAAUAUUCGUGAACUGACGCCUCACCCUAUUGGAGAUUCGACCUGGCUGAGUGGCGGUAACCUCAUUAUUGGCGCCGGGAAUCAGAUUUUCGUCUACGAUAAAGCAGUUGAUCCUUCUGCUCCGGUGGUAACUACUCUUGGGCUUCCUCCCCACAAGGCCCCUUGGGAUUUAUUUGAAGUUGUUUCCAGAUUAAAUGGGCCUCUUCCUGUUUAUCAUCCACAGUUCUUGGGACAGUGCACACUUGCUGGGAAGACGGCAGUGGUACAAAAGGUAUUGAUUGCGUUGUACAAGACUUUGAAAUAUUUUGUCGAGGGCGAGUCGAUAGACAGCCACCUGGGGAUAGAUUUAGAGGAAUUCUACUUAUCUACUGAUACGGCGUCAUCUCGAGGUGUAAGCAAAAUAUCUAAAUCGGCUUUUAGUAAUUUCUCUGAAGAAGAGGAAGACGUAGAGACUGUGACUGAAGAAGUUGCGCUUUCUAUUAACGAAAAGCUCACCAAAAUCGCCUUGCCGCAGCUCACAAGGCAAGAGCAGAUCCAUCUAGCUGAUGCCGUCGAAUGCGUGGCCAUUGUUGAGAAGCAACGGCGAUCCAUGGACGACAAUGCUGCAAGGUUUAUGCUUUUCUUCCGCCAACACGCAUUGCAUCGUGGUCGAGCUAAUGAAGUGCACUUGUCGUGGAGGGAGAUUAAUUGGGCAUAUCACAGUCACAGCCAAGAUAUACUGGUUGAUAUGGUCUCACAUCAAUUCCAUGGGAAGAUGUUAUGGGAGCAUGCUCGUGAGAGUGGGAUGUUCAUGUGGAUGACGGAUUCAAACGCGCUGAAAGCACAGUUCGAGAACAUUGCUCGAAAUGAAUACACAAAAAGCGAUAUGAAGAAUCCUGUCGAUUGCACUUUGUUCUACCUUGCAUUGAAGAAGAAAGCUGUGCUUCAGGGCUUAUGGCGAAUGGCUGGUUGGAAUCGCGAGCAAGGUGCAACCAUGAGACUUCUCGCAAACAACUUCCAAGAUAAGAAGUGGAAGACGGCUGCUUUGAAGAACGCGUAUGCGUUGCUUGGAAAGCAUAGAAACGAAUACGCUGCGGCCUUCUUCCUGCUAGCAGAUCACCUUAAAGAUGCCGUCAAUGUGAUCCUGAACCAACUCAAAGAUCUUCAACUCGCAAUCGCAGUCACCCGAGUCUACGAAGGCGAAGGAGGGCCUAUUUUAAAAGAACUCCUUCAAGACAAAGUAUUGCCGUUAGCAGCACAAGAAGGCAACCGCUGGUUAGCAUCAUGGGCAUUCUGGAUGCUGCACCGAAGAGAUAUGUCGUCACCAGUCUACACCCUUCUCGAAACACCGCAAUCACCACCCGAUCUGCAAGCAAAGCUCUUCCUAACCGAUGACCCGGCCCUCGUAGUCCUGUACUCGCAACUGCGGCAAAAAACACUGCAGACUCUCCGCGGAGCCUCAAAGGUCACGCCGAAAGUGGAGUGGGCAUUUGUGUUGCAUAAUGCGAGAUUGUAUGAUAGGAUGGGCUGUGAUCUACUUGCGUUGGAUUUAGUCCGCAACUGGGAAUUCUUGCUCCCAACCCCACCCCUCCAAAAUCUAGAGCAGCCCGACCCCCGGCAGAUGCUGCGCCGUCGCUCUUCACUCGUUGUCGCGGACCUCCCCGAGCAGGAGAUUAAGGGCAGCGUCAGUGGAUAUAAGCAUAAACCGCCACCGACGGUAUUCGAGGAGCCGCAGGGGAGUGAUUUAUUAGAUAGUUUUGGAUUCUGA
Lachnellula hyalina is the source of this 4074-nucleotide messenger RNA. It is a transcript of the gene RAV1, whose product is annotated as Regulator of V-ATPase in vacuolar membrane protein. The transcript is spliced from 9 exons. Bases 1 to 4074 code for a protein of 1357 amino acids. Gene Ontology annotation, molecular function: protein binding. Lineage: Eukaryota; Fungi; Ascomycota; Leotiomycetes; Helotiales; Lachnaceae. Gene Ontology annotation, cellular component: RAVE complex. The record is from RefSeq and is a predicted model, not a curated record. Gene Ontology annotation, biological process: vacuolar acidification.